Molecule: messenger RNA, 566 nt
Organism: Protopolystoma xenopodis
Lineage: Eukaryota; Metazoa; Platyhelminthes; Monogenea; Polystomatidea; Polystomatidae
Source: the annotation of a GenBank genome assembly
GACGACAAAUACCUGUGGAGUCUUUCAUAAAAAUAUUAUUGCCAUUAAUUGGUCUUAUUGGAGAAAUUAUUACAGGAAUGGAUCAUAAUUGGAAAUUUAUACAUAUUGGAAAUACUCAACACUCUUCAAUGUAUUCUGCAUUUAUUCUUUCGGGUAUUGUUGAGGUUCUGGUGUUUUACAGGCCACACUUUGCCCCGGAAAAUAUUGAAUAUAUGCCGAAUUUCGUGGCCUUUCUCGUCGAAUUCUUCCUCUUUCUCUUUCAUCUUCAUGGAAGGUCUGAAUUUGAUAUUUACCUUCAUUUAUUAUUGGUUUCUGUGGUCGGAAUGACAAUUUUCCAGGGACUACUCGAGCUAAUUUAUACCCACAGUUAUUUGGCCGGCUUGGCGCGAACUUUCCUUGUAUUAACACAGGGAACAUGGUUCUGUCAAGUGAGUUCCCUGUAUCUUUUGUCCACUUAUAUGUCUACAAAUUACGACUUCUAUCAAUUCUGCAAUGUCGUUUCUAUUAUUAAUAUUUUCCGAGCCAACCAUAAGGAUAUAAACUUUUACGUUCUAAAUAACCUUUGA